Raphanus sativus (radish) is the source of this 2395-nucleotide messenger RNA. Its product is annotated as serine/threonine protein phosphatase 2A 59 kDa regulatory subunit B' zeta isoform. Lineage: Eukaryota; Viridiplantae; Streptophyta; Magnoliopsida; Brassicales; Brassicaceae. Gene Ontology annotation, molecular function: protein phosphatase regulator activity. Bases 542 to 2059 code for a protein of 505 amino acids. Gene Ontology annotation, biological process: signal transduction. The record is from RefSeq and is a predicted model, not a curated record. The transcript has 3 exons. Gene Ontology annotation, cellular component: protein phosphatase type 2A complex.
CUGCUUUUUGUGUGAUAUAUAUUAAAAACAAUUAAAAAUUGAAAAAUAUCUGGAUCUUCAGGUUGUUAUUGGAUCUCUUCUGAUAAGUGUAAAUGGAUUUACAGUAACAAUCCCUGGAGAGGGAUAAGGAGAGGGACGAUUUUUCUUCUAUUUUUGUUCAUUACACAACCUUAAAACCUGUCUUAAAAAUCGUUAUAUUUUCUUUUCUUUUUCUUACAGAUUAUUUUUAUCUGUCUGGAUUUCGUUUGCCUUCUUCUGCUCUCUCUCUCUCUCUCUCUCUCUCUCUCGCUCGAUUCAAUUUGGGCGAGAUAGGGUUUAUCACCGGAUCUGCAAAAAGCUUGUAUCUUUAUAGGGUUUGUAUAGAUCUCUCUCUAACCCAUCUGCAAAAAAAAAUGGUUCGAGUUCUUUCAAUGAACUGAAACUAGGGUUUCAUUCAGAAACCGAAUCUGGUUAUGCUAAGACAAUAAAGUUCGAGACUUUGUGCCCUAAAGAGCUGAUAUCUCUCAGCUUUGAUUCCUUGUAAGCUUAAAAAGGUUUAGAGAUGAUCAAACAGAUAUUUGGGAAGCUGCCAAGAAAGCCUUCAAAGUCAUUGAACAAUAAUGACUCCAAUGGUGAAGGAGCUGUUAACUCCUAUUACGCCCCUAAUCCAUCAGCUUCAGCUUCAGGUUCACGUGUACCAAAUGGGACUCUUGUUCCUAACUCUAACAAGAACAUUCCCGUUCCACCUUCUGGUGUAUUCGAGGCCUUGCCUAGCUUCAGAGAGGUUCCCAUCUCCGAGAAACCUAAUCUCUUCAUCAAGAAGCUGACUAUGUGCUGUGUUGUCUUCGACUUUAGAGAUCCCUCCAAGAAUCUUAAAGAGAAAGAGAUUAAGAGGCAGACACUCCUCGAGCUCGUUGACUACGUCGCAUCGGUUGGCGUGAAGUUUAACGAAGCUGCGAUCCAGGAGCUGACGAAGAUGGCUGCUGUGAAUCUCUUCAGAACGUUCCCUUCCGCAAACCACGAGACUAAGAUCCUGGAGAUGCAUGAUAUGGAAGAUGAGGAGCCUUCCUUGGAGCCAGCUUGGCCUCACAUUCAAGUCGUCUACGAGAUUCUCCUCAGGUUCGUGGCUUCUCCCAUGACUGACGCUAAGCUCGCAAAGCGAUACAUAGACCACUCCUUCGUCUUGAAGCUCUUGGACUUGUUUGAUUCCGAAGAUCAAAGAGAGAGGGAGUAUCUCAAAACCAUUCUGCACCGUGUUUACGGGAAGUUCAUGGUGCAUAGGCCUUACAUCAGAAAGGCUAUAAACAACAUCUUCUACAGGUUCAUCUCCGAGACUGAGAAGCAUAACGGCAUUGCAGAGUUGCUAGAGAUUCUCGGGAGUAUAAUCAAUGGUUUUGCUUUGCCUCUAAAAGAAGAGCACAAGCUCUUCCUUGUCCGUGCUUUGAUUCCUCUCCACAAGCCUAAAUGCGCGUCGGUCUAUCACCAGCAGCUUUCUUAUUGCAUAGUUCAGUUCGUAGAGAAAGACUUUAAGCUCGCUGAUUGCAUCAUCAGAGGCCUUUUAAAGUAUUGGCCUGUUACCAACAGCUCCAAGGAAGUGAUGUUUCUUGGUGAGUUGGAAGAAGUCUUGGAAGCUACUCAAGCUGCUGAGUUUCAACGCUGUAUGGGGCCUUUGUUCCGACAGAUCGCUCGUUGUCUCAACAGUUCGCAUUUCCAGGUUGCUGAGAGAGCAUUGUUUCUAUGGAACAACGAUCACAUAAGAAACCUGAUUACUCAGAAUUACAAAGUGAUCAUGCCUAUAGUCUUCCCAGCUCUUGAGAGGAACACUCGUGGACACUGGAACCAAGCGGUUAAGACUCUGACCCUAAACGUGAGGAAAGUGUUCUCGGACAUUGACCAAACUCUCUUUGAUGAGUGUUUAGCCAAAUACCAAGUGGAAGAAGAGAAUAAGACAGAGGUUAAAGCAAACCGGGAAAGAACAUGGAAGAGGUUAGAAGACUUGGCGGCUUCAAAGACCAACAUGGCAGAGCUGGUCCCAAGAUUUGUGUCCUCGGUGAAUCUUGCAAGCAGCUCUGAGUCCUAAGGGUAGGUACUGUGGUUUCUGCUCUGUUAUGUCAGCUUAUACUUUUAAUGGUAACGGAUACAGAUUCGGGUUUGAGUUGUUGAAUCGGUUUUCUUGAGGCAACCAAGAAGAUAUUCGAAAGAGAGAGAGGAGGGUGAGGUGAGUAUAUCAGUUCUCAUCACUGAAUACUUAACAACUUUUGUUUUUGUAUGGGUUUUACUUGUUGGUUGCUUGUGAUCUUCUUCUUCUGGGAAUGGGCAAAACCGCAUAUAUGUACUACUGUAAGAAACUAUAGGGGAUGGGUUCCUGAAAGACGAAUGUAUAAUUAUUUGGUUAAAUUUAAUCUUUUGGAUCAAA